ACCAAGGAGCGUUUGAAGGGCUCAUUUCAUUGGGGAUUCAUUUCGAGUUUAGGUUUCUUUGUUUUGAUAUCUGGAAGAUGCCAAGUUCCGUAAAAAAUAUUUCGAUUAGUUACGAUGCAAUUAAUAAGGGAAACACGUUCACCGCUGGAGAUUUCAUGUCAGGACGUCUCAUUUUGGAAGUUGGCAAAAAAACAAAAAUCGAUUAUCUGUUGAUUAAAGCCAAAGGGAAAGCGUGGGCGUUGUGGACUGAACGCCGCGGCCAAGUAACGGUGACACACUACGAUAAAGAGAAAAUUUUCACACUGAAGAACUACAUCAUUCAAGAACAGAAUGGUGACGGCUCAUAUGUUGUGGUACCUGGAAUCCAUGAGUACCCUUUCACUUUUCAGAUGCCGCAAAAAAACAUGCCAUCAUCAUUUAAGGGUUCUUUUGGCAAAAUUGUCUACACUCUGGAGGCAAAGUUGAGCAGAUCAAUGCGAGCACCAAGCAAAGCCAAGGCAAAAUUCACCUUUCUUUCACUGGCUGGACCGGUUCACCCGAACAUUCCUCAGCUGAUGGAACCCCAAAUUGGUAAGAAGAAAGAGAAGAUGAAAGUCUUCACAUCUGGAAAUGUCACUAUGAACAUCAGAACCGAAAGGAUGGGAUACCUGCAAGGUGAAGGGUUAAAGGUCAUCGCGGAAAUCGAGAACAACUCCUCGCGCAGCAUCGUGCCCAAGUUCUGCCUGUACCAGAAGCAGAGCUUCUUUGCCCAAGGGAGAAGGGUCCACACACAUAACAUCUUAAAGGAAGCUGGAGAGCCAGUGUCUGUGUCCACACGUCAGACAGUCACCAAAGUGCUGACCAUCCCUCACGAUGUGUCUCCCACUAUCCUAAACUGCAAGGUUGUGCAUGUGGAGUACAGACUAAAGGUUUACGUGGAUAUUCCACUUGCUAAAGACCCAGAGAUUAAACUACCUGUAGUAGUACUUCCUGCCGAUUUCACAUUUGGAAGGAUGGUGCAGACGUGGCCCCCAUCAUAGAGACCUGAUUCUGCUCACAGCAAAGCCUCUUCCAGCAAAAGCAUGGUUGAGCUUGACAAGAAACCUAUUGUCACAGUAGCAGCUUUUAACAUGAGGUGUUUCUCAGAGACACUGAAAAGCAUCAGAGAAGAUGGCUUAUGGUAUAUUCCUAUAAAUCAUUGUGUAAUGUUUUUGGACCUCUUUAUGAAGACCUCUUUGCUGGGUAUU
Conger conger (European conger) is the source of this 1226-nucleotide messenger RNA. Its product is annotated as arrestin domain-containing protein 3-like. The transcript has 6 exons. Gene Ontology annotation, biological process: protein transport. Bases 78 to 1019 code for a protein of 313 amino acids. The record is from RefSeq and is a predicted model, not a curated record. Gene Ontology annotation, cellular component: cytoplasm; plasma membrane. Lineage: Eukaryota; Metazoa; Chordata; Actinopteri; Anguilliformes; Congridae.